Orbilia oligospora ATCC 24927 is the source of this 1626-nucleotide messenger RNA. RefSeq lists its product as uncharacterized. The transcript is spliced from 5 exons. Bases 1 to 1626 code for a protein of 541 amino acids. The record is from RefSeq and is a predicted model, not a curated record. NCBI's taxonomy places the organism in Eukaryota, Fungi, Ascomycota, Orbiliomycetes, Orbiliales, Orbiliaceae.
AUGUAUCCUCACCCGCUUGAUAGUGAUUGGAACCCAGAUUUGAUCACAUACCCAAAGUACCACCACCGCGCAUUUAUCGUUUCCGCGCUCAAUAAACCUGAUUGGACGACACAAGCGGCAGACAAAUCCAUCGUUGCGAGGUGGUUCCGGGAAGCGCAGGAGCGUGAUAAUAAAUUCUCUGUGUUCAGAGUAUUACACCACCGGACAUGGAAUGAGAGCGACGUAAAAUACGCCUGGCAGGAACUAUCGAAUUGCCGAAAAUAUGUGGAAUCUUUGAGAACUGAAGGAUGUAAAGUGGAACCGGAUAUCCGCGGCAUUUGGAAGGCGGAUGGGAUGGUUAGUGAGGAAUUAAGAGAGAAACUUGUUAAAGCUACGUCUUCGCUAGAAAGAAUUAUGGGAAAUCGUAUCACGAGGUCGAAUAAAAUCGGAGGUUUUGAUACUCCAUAUCAAGAUUACGAACACAGAAAUUUUGUUCAAUUCAUCAAUCCAUCACUAUGGCCAGUUAUAUACGGCAAAACAAGAAACAUAGCCGACGCAAUGCCCAUUGAGCUGCCAGAAGAACUACUAAGGCCCCGAGGCAUAAAUUGUUUCUGGCGCGGAUACUCAAACAAGCUCUGUUGUCUUCCUACCGAGUUUGAAGUCUCCGCAGAUGGGAAGCAAACCAAGGUACUGUCAUACAUCAAUAACCUCCCUCAAUCGGAUGAGCAGGAAUUAGGACUGCGUAGGAUCUUGGGGGAGAUAUUUACUUGCUUCGUUCCGUUGUUCAACCACGUUUUAGCGGAUCUCUCACGACCCCAACCCAAAGGUGCGCCAGCUAUAGAGCUUUUAGAAUUUAUCCCAACAGCAGAAUACCUCCAAGAAUGGAAGGAAGCAGUAGACCGCUUUGAACACGAGGAGGACUCAGAUCCUGGUAUCUUUGAUUAUAUGGAAGAACACUGUAUGGAUCAUGUUCAAUGCCGAGAAAAGAAAAAAAAGUGUAAGAAGGUGUGCCAUAUAGAAAGACUGGAUAGAUGGGAUAUCUGGACCCCACCGCCAAUGCCCGAUGCGUUAAGAUUGGAAGGGCGAAAAUUGAAGGUCUUUGUUGAGUUAUCCAGCAUACACCUAUCACCAGAAACCGGCUUCGAGUAUAGACAAGGAGAUUGGCGGACAAACGCUAGGCUGAAUGAGCGGAUUGUUGCGACCGGGGUAUACUGCAUUGAGCGGGAAAAUAUCACAGAAGUGCAAGUCGAAUUUAAAAUGUCAUUCUUGCAUAAUUUAAGCGGAAUCCCAAUCAAGGAGCACCGAGCUAUAGCUUUUCCAAACAUUUUAGAAUACCGGACACAACCGUUUAAACUUGUUGACAGACAGAGGCCCGGUCACUUGAAGAUGCUGAAGUUUUACCUAUGUGAUCCAACUGAUCCAUACGAAAUACCAACUACGACAACCGUUGCGCCACAGCAGAAGGGAGAGAUAAAAAUUUGGCUUGUGGAUCAAUUGCGACAAGGGAAGAUGGGCAGGCUACCGGAGGAAAUCUUCGAGCAGAUAGUUGAUCAUAUAGUUCAAGCUAUGGAGCCCGGGAUUACAGUACAGGCGGCUGAAAAGUAUUCGAGUCGGGCUCAGUUUUCUAAGGCCAUGUGCGGCAUUUAG